Molecule: messenger RNA, 1518 nt
Organism: Malassezia restricta
Lineage: Eukaryota; Fungi; Basidiomycota; Malasseziomycetes; Malasseziales; Malasseziaceae
Product: ubiquitin carboxyl-terminal hydrolase 14
Exons: 2
Coding region: 1-1518 (505 amino acids)
Biological process (GO): protein deubiquitination; proteasome-mediated ubiquitin-dependent protein catabolic process; regulation of proteasomal protein catabolic process
Molecular function (GO): cysteine-type deubiquitinase activity; protein binding; proteasome binding
Source: RefSeq, a predicted model, not a curated record
AUGGGGAAGAUGACGACCAUCCCAGUGAAAGUAAAGCAUAAUGGGAAAAAUUAUGAUGUAUCUAUGAAUCUUGAGGGUACAGGCCUGGAUUUCAAGCGUGCCAUUGCUGACGUCACGCAUGUGCCACCCGAACGCCAAAAAGUACUCAUCAAGGGAGGAUUGCUAAAAGACGAUACCCCAUUAGGCAAAGUGGGUGCGCGCGCGGGUCAGCAGUUCAUGGUGCUGGGUGCUGUGGGUGAGCUGCCCAAGGCCCCAGAAAAGCCUGUGCAGUUCCUGGAGGAUUUGCCGGAAGAUGAGCUCAGCAAGGCUAAGGAUCUACGCGUGGGUCUUGUGAACCUUGGUAACACCUGCUACUUGAAUGCUACGCUCCAGCUGUUAAGAGCCAUUCCUCAACUUGAAGAUGCUCUGAACUCAUUUCCAGGCCGCAUCGGCUCGAACCAGGGCGAUGCUAGUUUUACAGCCGCGCUGCGUGAUCUGUUUCAGGACAUGCGGAAAACCACCGAGCCAGUGCCGCCAUUGGUGCUGCUCUCGACGCUGCGCAAAAUUGCUCCACAGUUUGCAGAGAUGUCGAGCACGUCUGGUGGAUUCGCACAACAGGAUGCGGAGGAGGCAUGGCUUCAAAUCAUCCAGGCCUUGGCAUCGUCUCGUGUUGCUGUAACGCCGUCCGAGCCACUCGUGGCACAGUACCUGACUGGUCACAUGUCCAUUGAGAGACGCUGCAAAGAGGCCCCGAACGAAACACCCGCACAGCUAGAUGAGCCGUUCCAGAUACUGCAGUGUACGAUUUCUAGCCAAACAAACGACAUGGAGUCCGGCAUUUUGGACUCGUUCUCGCAAAAGCUGGAGAAGCAUUCAGAGCAGCUACAGCGCACAGCAGUAUACGAUGAAACUCGCCGCAUCACCCGCCUUUCUGAAUACUUGUUUGUGCACUUUGUGCGGUUCUAUUGGCGCCGCGACAUUAACAAAAAGACCAAGAUUAUGCGAAAAGUCAAGUUUCCUAAGGAACUAGAUGCCAGCUCGCUUGUGACGCCAGAACUAGCCCGUCGAUUAUCACCUGUCAGUGCCAAGAUACGCGCUGUUGAGAAAGAACGGGCCGAUCGAGCCAAAAUCCGUGCGCGCGCCAAGGAACGGCACCUGGAAUUGGGCGCCGUGGAGGGCGGUGCUUUAACAGAUGAGCAGGAGCGUGAGCAGCGAUCGAAGGAAGCGGCCGACAUUCAAGCUACUAUCGAUCCUGAUUUGUCCAGUGAUCAUGGCUGCAAUGUCAGUGGCCUGUACGACCUAGUGGGUAUUGUGACGCACAAGGGCGCUGCAGCCGAUGCCGGUCAUUACAUGUCAUGGGUGCGUAAAUCGGCUGUGGAUCCGCCGUCGGACUCGCUAGAUGCGCCAUCGCAGGACUGGUACAAAUUCGACGAUGAUAAGGUGACGAUUGUACCGCCUGAGAAGAUCGAGAUGUUGUACGGUGGCGGCGAAGAUUCGGUGGCCUAUAUCUUGUUGUACCGCGCCAAGUCCCUAUCAUAA